This is a messenger RNA of Larimichthys crocea (large yellow croaker), 2284 nucleotides long. RefSeq names its product arrestin red cell. Gene Ontology annotation, molecular function: angiotensin receptor binding. The transcript is spliced from 17 exons. Gene Ontology annotation, biological process: positive regulation of ERK1 and ERK2 cascade; signal transduction; G protein-coupled receptor internalization. The coding region runs from base 231 to 1478 and encodes 415 amino acids. The record is from RefSeq and is a predicted model, not a curated record. NCBI's taxonomy places the organism in Eukaryota, Metazoa, Chordata, Actinopteri, Sciaenidae. Gene Ontology annotation, cellular component: cytoplasm.
CACACACACACACACACACAGAUCCUGCCUUUGCGGAAGCCAGAGCAGCCGAGGCGGCGCUAAAUUAAAUUAGCAUACUAACUAGUUAGCUGUGCGCCGAUGUGGAUGGACGGGUGACCGGAGCUUCCUGAACAAACACACACACACACAUACAUCUUUUUAAAGUCGAGACACCACCGAUUCCGGGACUCAUUUUGUUGGGAUCUUGCUGCCGUCCGCCUGCCGAGGAGAUGGGGGACAAGGCGGGCACCAGAGUUUUCAAGAAGUCGAGCCCCAACUGUAAGGUGACAGUUUAUCUGGGAAAGAGGGACUUUGUGGAUCACCUGGACCACGUGGAUCCAGUAGAUGGCGUGAUCCUUGUCGACCCAGAGUAUCUGAAGGACAGGAAAGUCUUCGUCACACUGACCUGUGCGUUUCGAUACGGCCGUGAGGACCUGGAUGUUCUGGGUCUGUCUUUCAGGAAGGAUCUCUACAUCUCCACCUUCCAGGCCUUCCCUCCGGUGCCUGAGGAGAGGAAACCUAACAGUCGGCUGCAGGAGAGGCUGCUUAAGAAACUGGGCCAACAUGCACACCCGUUCUACUUCACUAUUCCUCAGAACCUCCCAUGUUCAGUCACUUUACAGCCCGGCCCAGAGGACACUGGAAAGGCCUGCGGUGUCGACUUUGAGAUCAGAGCUUUCUGUGCCAAGUCAAUAGAAGAGAAGAUCCACAAGAGGAACUCGGUGCGUCUGGUGAUCAGGAAGGUCCAGUAUGCUCCCGAGAAACCUGGUCCUCAGCCAAUGGUGGAGACGACCCGUAGCUUCCUGAUGUCGGACAGAUCCCUCCACCUGGAGGCCUCACUGGACAAAGAGUUGUAUUACCACGGAGAGCCCAUCAGCGUCAAUGUUCACGUCACCAACAACUCCACCAAGACGGUCAAGAGAGUCAAGAUCUCCGUGCGUCAGUAUGCAGACAUCUGCCUGUUCAGUACUGCUCAGUAUAAAUGUCCAGUGGCCCAGCUGGAGGCAGAUGAUCAGGUGUCGUCCAGCUCCACCUUCUGUAAGGUGUACACUCUGACCCCGACGCUCGACAAGAACAGAGAGAAGAGAGGACUCGCUCUGGACGGCAAACUUAAACAUGAAGACACCAACCUGGCCUCCUCCACCAUUGUGAAGGAUGUCACCAACAAGGAGGUUCUGGGGAUCCUGGUGUCCUACAGAGUCAAAGUCAAGCUGGUGGUCUCACGUGGAGGGCUGCUGAGAGGCAUGUUGGAGAGAGACGUGUCGGUGGAGUUGCCCUUCAUCUUAAUGCAUCCUAAACCUGUGGAGCCGCCAGUGUCCCGCCCACAGUCAGCUGUGCCAGAGAUGGACCCCCCCAUCGACACCAAUUUGAUAGAAUUCGACACAAACAGCAUCUCCCAGGACGACGACUUCGUGUUCGAGGACUUCGCCCGCCUGCGGCUUAAAGGCGUUGUGGACGACAAGGACGAGGACUGCUAGGAGCUCGCCAACCCCUUCAUAUGCUCGCUUCGAAACCACCACACACACACACACACACACACACACUCACACACACUCUUCACAUUACAUUCCCCGGUGGAGGGGAUGGAUGAGGGCAUGUUUGGAUGGAGGCCUCGCAGGGGGCAUCGGUGGUGUUCUUCCUCUCUUGCUUCAGCCAUUCGUCACGCUGCCGCCAUUUUUCGCCGCUGUCUUUCCCAUCUGUCUUCUCCGUUUCUUUUCCUCUCUUUUUUUUUUUUUUUUUUUUGAAGGUUGAAAAACUCUAAAUGUCGAGCAGCUGCAGGACAGAUCGUGACGGUGUGGGCGCGGUUAAAGAUGUAGGAAGCAGCAGCGUUCAUCCUCUUUUACUUUGAAAUCUUUGUUGAAUGUUGACCGUUUCCUCGGCGACGAUCACCGUCUUGUACAAACAGAAUAUAUAUUUGAAAAAAUAGAAAAAAAGCUGUCAAGUGUUGAGUGGUGAUCGCCGUCUUUCUUCAACUACUGUCGACGCUUUUUACAUCAUGGCUGCAAGGGGAGGACACACACACAGACACACACACACAGGCGACUGAAGUUCGAUUUCACCAGCAUCCUCUCUUUCCCGCUCUCUCUCGUCCAUUUUGUAAAACGUUCGGUUUGUUUUUAAGAACCAUUCCAGCGUCAGCGGAGUCGUUUUCUUUAAAACACCUUGUGAAGUUUUUGUUUCUGUCGUUAAACAUUAAUUCGGUUUAAGAGGGUCCAUCAAUCUAAAGACUGCAUAUAUAUAUCGUAUGUGAAAUAAGUCUGGUGUUAUUUUAUCUUUUUGUUUC